Molecule: messenger RNA, 2023 nt
Organism: Halichondria panicea
Lineage: Eukaryota; Metazoa; Porifera; Demospongiae; Suberitida; Halichondriidae
Product: kelch-like protein 18
Exons: 7
Coding region: 40-1770 (576 amino acids)
Molecular function (GO): protein binding
Source: RefSeq, a predicted model, not a curated record
UGAGACCACGCCCAAGUAUCUAGAUCUUGUUUAUGAAUUAUGGCGAUCGAAAUGGACAGUAUUGUCAAAGAAAACUCUCAACAAAAGUAUUGGUAUAGACCAAGCCACCACUUCUCACUUGCUUUUAGGAAGUUGGCAGAUAUGAGAAAGGCUGUUAAGAUGUGUGAUAUUUGUUUAAGGAUUUUGAAAGAGACGUUUUAUGCGCAUAAAGCUGUACUAGUUGCCUCUUCACCAUACUUCGAAGCUAUGUUUCUAAGUGGAAUGACUGAGUCACGGCAAGAUGAAAUCGAAUUGAUGGAAAUUGAUCCCAAAUCAUUUGAGUUAUUGUUGAACUUCUUCUAUGAAGGGGAGCUUUGUAUCACAGCUUCAAAUGUCCAAGCUCUCUUAAGUACGGCAAGUGUGUUCCAAGUAGAGCAAGUCAAGCUUGCAUGUUCUGAAUUUCUCGAAAGCCAGCUUCAACCUGAAAAUUGUUUAGGUAUCAUUAAUUUUGCUGAAGCUCAUGGUUGCCCUUCACUUAAAAGAGCAGCCUGCAGGUAUGCCAUUUCGAAGUAUGUCGAAGUGUCUAAGUGUGAAGAGUUCCUAACUCUGACGUUGCCCCAGGUGCUUAAUUUCCUGUGCAAGGAUGAUCUGCGAGUGAACGGAGAGGAAGAUGUGUACGAUUCGGCUUUACGAUGGGUUAACUUUGAUGUGCAAAGUCGGAGCGCUCUGUUACCAACAUUAUUAAGUAAGAUAAGGUUACCGUUGAUGUCUCCUGAAAUAUUGGUAGACAAAGUGAAAUCAAACAAGCUCAUAAAUAAUUCCUUGGAAUGCCGAGAUCUCCUCGAUGAAGCUCUUAUUAUAUAUUUGCUACCUGAGCGCAGUGGAAUCAUAUCAUCUGAGAAACGACGUGCUAGAAAAUGCUACAUUGAUACUGGCACAAUAUAUGCUGUCGGUGGAUUAAAUUCUCUAGGUGCUACACUGUCCUCUGUAGAAAGGUUUGAUUCGUCUUCAGAGACCUGGGAAUCUAUUACACCAAUGGGUACUCUAAGGAGUCGCGUGGGGGUUGCUGUUGUUGAUGAUAAGUUAUUUGCAUUUGGAGGCUAUGACGGUACUUCUCGACUUGCUACCGUUGAGUGCUAUGACUCAAAGGUAGAUGAAUGGAAAGUUAAGUCUUCAAUGACUUCCAGACGAAGUGCUCUAAGCAUUGCAGUUAUGGGUAGCAGUGUUUAUGUCGUUGGCGGGUAUGAUGGCAAUAACUCACUCAGUACCAUGGAGAGGUAUGACGUGAACAUUGAUCAAUGGCAUAAGGAGCCGUCCAUGCAUACUUGCCGAAGUGCAGCUGGAGCUAGUGUUUUAGGGAAGCACAUUUAUGUAGUAGGUGGACAUGAUGGCUUGUCAAUAUUCAAUACCGUUGAACAAUAUGAUCCGGUAUCAGCAGUGUGGACAAUGGUAACUCCUAUGAAUACACGGAGGUGUCGAGUUGGAGUGACAUCGAACAACAAGUUUCUUUACAGUGUUGGUGGAUAUGAUGGGCAAACAUUUUUAAAUACUGCCGAGUAUUAUGAUCCCGACAGCAAUCAGUGGUUUAUGCUGCCUCCAAUGGCGUGCAGUCGAAGUCGUGUUGGUGUAGCUGCAAUAGCUAAGAAUAUUUACGCUAUUGGCGGCUAUAACGGUUUGUCAAAUCUAAAUUCUGUGGAAGUUUUCAACACUGACAGUGAAGUUUGGUCUGCAGCACCAGCAAUGCAAACUCAUCAAGGUGGUGUAGGAGUAGCCGUGUUACUGAGGGAUUAAAAUUGAGCACCAUGCAUGGCGUGCAUACAGUGGAACCUCCGAAUAAAGGACACUUUGGGAGCAGAGCUUUUGUCCUCUUUUCGGAGGUUGUCCUCUGGUGGGAGGUUCAUUCAAAUUCAAAUUACUAUUUAUAGCUAUAUCAAGGAAUUAUAUAUAGAUAGUAUGUUCAUGUAUUGUUCAUUUAUUGUCUGUAUGAACACCCUAUAUUUUUAGUUCAAGAAACUAAGGAACUUGCUGAAAGCAAGAUGUACAA